This is a messenger RNA of Macrosiphum euphorbiae (potato aphid), 462 nucleotides long. The record is from the annotation of a GenBank genome assembly. NCBI's taxonomy places the organism in Eukaryota, Metazoa, Arthropoda, Insecta, Hemiptera, Aphididae.
AUGGCUAUACAACAAUGCUGUGAUAUUAUAUUUUCUUCUUCGUCGGAUGACAGUGAAGAUGACAGCAAUGAAUUGUAUGAAUACGUAGUACAGAAUCUUGAGACUAAAACUGCAAUACCUAGGUUGCAGAAUUAUGUUGAAACCAUCGUACCACAAUUCAAUGAUGGACAAUUCAAAUCUCACUUCAGGAUGCUUCCAACCACAUUUGAAUAUGUAUUAACCCUAAUCGCUCCAAAGUUAAAAAGAAUGAAGCCGGGGUACAAAUCUAUUUCACCAAAUAAACAAUUUUUAAUUGCGAUAUGGAAAAUGGCUACUCCUGACUCUUACAGAUCAAUUUGUGAAAAAUUUGGUGUGGGGCGAGCUACUGCAUUAAGAUGUAUUAGAAGAGUCAUUGUUGCUUUAGAAAUGUUGGCACCAGUUUUCAUCACUUGGCCAAAUGAAGAAAAAGUUGAAGAAAUUUAA